AUGGAUUAUACUUUUGCUAAUGGUGUCCCUACUGAUUCUCAGGUUCUAGCAGUCUAUAACGGUUUGAGUAGGGUCCAAAGAGCCAGAUACGAUAAUGCAGUCAACGACCGGGAGAGAACCACUAUCUUAUAUGUAGUUGCGAAGGAAAAGAAAAAACCGGUCGCCGCAGCACAGUCAGAACGCCAAAAUAUGUCUGGAACACCGCAAUAUAGACUGAACUCGGGAUAUUCUCCGGAUGCCGCAAUAUACCCCGGACGCCAACAUAAAUGCCGCAAGAUAUCCUGGAUGCCGCCGGAAAAAGAGGUCGCCGCAGUAUCUCCGGAAUGCCAAUACAAGUGCCGAAUGUUGUCGCAAUAUACGAUUGCCGCAGCACUGCCGGGACACCGUCAUAACACGAAGUUACCACCACAAGAGCCAGAUGCCGCCGAAAUAUACGAUUGCUGCAGUAUCGAUGGGACGCCGACGCAAAGAAGUUGCUACUUGAAGUGCCAGAUGCCGCCACGAUAUAAGAUCGCCGCCACAUCGACGGAACGUCGCCACAGCACGAAAUUGUCGCUACAUGUGCCCAGUGCUGCCGUAACACGAGGUUACCGCCGCACCGAUGGGACGCUACUGUAUGCGCCGGAUGCCGCCGCAACGUAA
This is a messenger RNA of Acaulospora morrowiae, 642 nucleotides long. NCBI's taxonomy places the organism in Eukaryota, Fungi, Glomeromycota, Glomeromycetes, Diversisporales, Acaulosporaceae. The record is from the annotation of a GenBank genome assembly.